This is a messenger RNA of Mirounga angustirostris (Northern elephant seal), 1925 nucleotides long. RefSeq names its product methyltransferase like 27 (gene METTL27). The record is from RefSeq and is a predicted model, not a curated record. Gene Ontology annotation, molecular function: S-adenosylmethionine-dependent methyltransferase activity. NCBI's taxonomy places the organism in Eukaryota, Metazoa, Chordata, Mammalia, Carnivora, Phocidae.
GCCCCGCCCCGAGUUCCGGUGCUCUAAGCACGGCAGGGGGGUCGGAUCGGCGGAGGAUGGCUCAGGAGGAGGGCCGGAGCCUGUCUGAGGCGCGGGCCCGGGUGGGGGUCUUACACGGCAUCACCGACCUGGGUAACAAGCUGCACUUCUAUAAGCGCUGGGCUCCGGACUAUGACCAGGAUGUGGCCGCCCUGCAGUACCGUGCCCCACGCCUCGCAGUGGACUGCCUCACCCAAGCCCUUCCGGGCCCACCUCAUGCUGCCCUGAUCCUGGAUGUGGCCUGUGGCACUGGCCUGGUGGCUGCCGAGCUGCAGGCUCGGGGCUUCCUCCAGCUGCAUGGAGUGGACGGGAGCCCAGAGAUGCUGGAACAGGCCCGAGCCCGUGGCUUCUACCAGCGCCUCAGCCUCUGCAUUCUGGGCCAGGAGCCUCUGCCCAGUUCUGAAGGGACCUUCGAUGCAGUGCUGAUAGUGGGUGCCCUCAGUGACGGCCAGGUGCCCUGCAGUGCCAUACCUGAGCUUCUGCGAGUCACCAAGCCAGGGGGGCUGGUGUGUCUGACCACCAGGACCAACCCAUCCAACCUGCGCUACCAGGAGGCCCUGGAGGCCACGCUGGACGGGCUGGAGAAGGCCGGGGCAUGGCAACGCCUGGUGGCCUGGCCGUGGACCGGUGGGAACUGGCCACCUCCGAGCUUGAGGUGGGGCCUGGAACUUCGGACAGUGAUGGCUUCAUCUCUGGCAUUGUCUACCUGUACCGGAAGCAGGAUGUGGCCCAGGUGGAGGGAGUGAGGCCCAGUCCUCAGCCCCCCGCUGACCUCUGACCCUCCGUGUGACCUCAGCCAGGCCCAUCCUUGGGCCUCCUCUGCUUCAUCUGUAAAAUGGGGCCCCUGUGCCAACCUUGCCCCUCAGGGAGUUCUGCCUAUUAAAUGAGUCCCAGAAGGGGUCGCAGGCCUCUGGCUCUGAUUCUCUCCCCCAGGAAGGUGACAUCUGUCCCUGAGAAGGACGGAAGUGAGAAGAGACGGAACAGAGAGGGCUCCCACCCCAGGCCGUCCCUGAGCCAAGCAUGGUAGGGCCACAGAUGUGACAUUGUGACUCCUGCCAUGGUGGCAGGUCCUCUCACCCCAACUGGAGGACCAGGAAACCCGUGCUCGUGCCUCUGGCCUUGACCAAAUACUUUCACGUGCCCAGGAUUCUCAUUUCUAAAGAGAGUCCGAAAGCUCGGCUCCAGGUGUGUCUUGGAGGCUCAUUAGGAAGGAGCCUUGGAGCUGGGCCUUCAGGACGAGCAGGAUUCAGAGGGCUGGAGAAAGGGAAAAGGACAUUCCAGACCCACAGCAGGGACAGCCUGGACCAAGGCCAGGACAUGGGACCUGGAGGGCGAGCGGACCAGCCUGGCUUCCCAGACAAAGCGGGGACAAAGAGGGGGAGAGGGCAGGUGGCCCACUCCCCAGAGCUGAGUGUUCUUACCUGGCCUCCCUCCUGGGGUCCCCAACCCUUCACCACGGUUCAGGGCACACAACGUGUUUCCUAUGUUUGGCUUCACCUUUUAACAAACGAAGGGUUUUGAGCAAGGUGAUUCCAAAGGUGAGGGCCAGCUCUGAUUUGUCACAAUUCCUCAAAACCAUUUUUUUUUUUAAAGAUUUUAUUUAUUUAUUUGUGAGAGAGAGAAUGAGAGACAGAGCAUGAGAGGGAAGAGGGUCAGAGGGAGAAGCAGACCCCCUGCCGAGCAGGGAGCCCGAAGCGGGACUCGAUCCCAGGACUCCAGGAUCAUGACCUGAGCCGAAGGCAGUCGCUUAGCCAACUGAGCCACCCAGGCGCCCCCCAUUUUUUUUUUUUUAAGUGUUCUUGUCCCGGCCACAUCACAGUGGUCCUGCUCCUCGCCGACCCCCUGCCCAGGCUUCUAGCCCUGCCCUGCCCACCUUCAUGGCUGAA